This is a messenger RNA of Sinocyclocheilus rhinocerous, 3986 nucleotides long. Its product is annotated as zinc finger FYVE domain-containing protein 9-like. Gene Ontology annotation, biological process: endosomal transport. The transcript has 18 exons. The record is from RefSeq and is a predicted model, not a curated record. Gene Ontology annotation, cellular component: early endosome membrane. Gene Ontology annotation, molecular function: metal ion binding. The coding region runs from base 134 to 3721 and encodes 1195 amino acids. NCBI's taxonomy places the organism in Eukaryota, Metazoa, Chordata, Actinopteri, Cypriniformes, Cyprinidae.
GCUGUCCAAUGUGUGUGAAACUGGAUGAGACAAGGGCUCUAUCAGGAGCCUUUGUGCAGAUAUACCUGCAAUUACUGAAGAGGACCUCUGAGCAGGUUCACACGGCACUUGGCAGGGUGGAGUUUCUUGACCCAUGGAGAAUUACUUCCAGGCUGAGGCCUUUAACCUGGACAAGGUGCUGGACGAGUUUGAACAGAACGAAGAUGAAACGGACACGCCGACUCUCUCGGAUGCCAAGUGGACCCAGAUUCUCGCCCCACCAUCGCACCUCCUUUCCCUGAAUCCGGCACUGACCCACUCCGACCUCAGCCCAAGGGACAGCCCUAUCAGCUUCAAGCCGCUUCUAGACGCCCAGACGUCAGAUGGCCCCUCUUUGGCUGAGGUCACCAGGUUAGAAGGGAAACCGGGGGUGGGGCAACAGCCAGAGGGCAGGAGUGAAGAACGGCCAGCAGAUGUUCACAGUCCUCCUCUGCCCCAGCCCAACAUUGGCAAGCUGGUGAGCACUGAUGGGCAGUUGCCAGAGUUGCCGUCCUCGAACAGAGUGGUGCUGGAAAACGGUUAUCCAUCUAGUCCUGAUCUUAGCGGCGAUGAUGAGACAAGCUAUACUGUUACAGAUGAGCAAAGUGUAAAGGACACUGGCCCCAGUGAGUUUAAGACGGAGCAGAAUGGUAUUGACGAGGGAAGUGGUGGUGGUCUUCAAGAUUUCACUGUUCUCGACAAACAGUGUGGGAAUGGGCCACCAGUUUUGAAUAAUGGUGUUAAGAUGGAGGCAAUGAGGGACGGAAUGAGGGACUGUAAUCUGGUAUUUCCAGAAGGAAGCAAUCCCCAGAAAGGGGAAGCAGUUUUGCACAAAUCAGUGAAUGGUGGCGGAGAACUGGAUUGUGAGCGGGAGAAUCAUGAGGGUGCCUUUCAAAAUGGAGGACUGGUUGAGAAUGAAAGUGCAGGGAAAGACACCUGGGCGUCAAAUCAGGAAGAGAAAGAGAAAACCAUAGAGAGCGACCACGAGGGAAUGCACAGAGUGUUUGAAUCAUCCAAUGGUCUGACUGUGGAUCAUGGUGGAGAUGCACAAAGACAGCCAGCGGUCCCUUCAAAGGAGGACUCUGUGAUGGAGGAAAAAGAAAUGGAGGAAAGCAAACAAGAGGUUUGUGAUCCAGUUCGAGGACUGGAAUCUGGCAGAAUGGGCAAACUCAACAACAGCCGUCUGCAGCCUGUCAGCGUUCCUUACGGUGGUGCCCGCCCGAAACAGCCUGUCAGUCUAAAGCUGCAGAUUCCCCAGCCUUUCUCGAGCCAAGUCCAGAAUGAAUUUGGCUCCACUGGCAAGAACAAAAACCUGGAGCCACAGAGUAGAACAGGAGGCCUUGAGGAGCCUUGUGGAGCAACUGAGUCUGGGGUCGUUCGAAUGAAUGGAGAGCAUGGAGAUAGCUCUUCAGGCUUACUCAUCCCUUCAGACAGUCCAGACAAUGACCUUCAGGCAGGACAGCAAUUGAAGAAACCCUUCAGCUCUUUGGGGGAAGUGGCUCCUGUUUGGGUUCCUGACUCUCAAGCACCCAUUUGCAUGAAGUGCAAGGUCAAGUUCACCUUCACUAAAAGAAGGCAUCAUUGUCGGGCUUGUGGCAAGGUGUUCUGUGCUGCUUGUUGUAGUCUGAAAAGCAGGCUGAUGUACAUGGACAGGAAAGAAGCGAGGGUUUGUGUUACCUGCCACCGUGCACUUAUGAAUGCUCAAGCAUGGGAGAACAUGGGAGGUGGUUGCAACCAGAGCCCAAAUCCCAACAACCCAGCUGAGUACUGCUCCACUAUUCCCCCUCUGCAGCAAGCCCAGGCAUCAGGAGCAAUCAGCUCCCCACCCCCAACUGUCAUGGUGCCUGUUGGUGUCCUCAAACAGCCAGGGUCUGAAGGUUCUCUUCCUCGAGAGCAAAGAAGGGUUUGGUUUGCUGACGGCAUUUUACCCAAUGGGGAAACUACAGACUCUUCUAAAGGGCCAGCAGGAAACCCCAACCCCACACAGCCUGUGGCAGCAUCGCAAAAUUCAAACAAAUCCUCAGGAGCCAAUGCUUCUGCGGCGGCCCGUGCCACUGGAGCCCCGACCGCCAGCCCUGUGGGCAGCUCUCUCAGUCUGAUCCCAGAGGACGGACUUCCUCCCAUCCUCAUCUCCACAGGCAUCAAAGGAGGUACGGGAGGCCACAUCACAGACUAUGCUGUGGAGGAAAGACCUUCUGAGAUUGUGCUGAUGCAGCAGCUUGAGGAGGGCGGACCUGAUCCCCUGGUGUUUGUUCUCAAUGCCAACCUGCUGGCCAUGGUCAAACUGGUCAAUUAUGUAAAUAGGAAGUGCUGGUAUAUUAUGACAAAGGGCAUGCAUGCCGUGGGCCAGGCAGAGGUUGUAGUGCUUCUACAGUGCCUCCCUGACGAGAAAACCAUUCCCAAGAACGUCUUCAGCCACUUCGUCCAGCUGUACCGGGAGGCUCUCACAGGUAAUGUGUUAAGUCACCUGGGCCACUCCUUCUUCACUCAGAGCUUCCUGGGCAGCAAGGAGCACGGCGGCUUCCUUUAUAUCAGCCCCACGUUCCAGACCCUGCAGGAACUGCCGUUGCCUAACCCACCCUACCUCUUUGGCAUCCUGGUGCAGAAGUGGGAGACCCCCUGGGCCAAGGUCUUUCCCAUCCGACUCAUGCUCCGCCUGGGGGCGGAAUACCGAUUCUACCCCUGCCCACUAUUUAGCGUUCGCUUCAGAAAACCCCUCUUUGGAGAGACUGGUCAUACCAUUAUGAACUUAUUGUCAGAUUUCCGUAAUUACCAAUACACGUUGCCGGUGGUGAAGGGGCUGGUGGUGGACAUGGAAGUGAGGAAGACUUGCAUCAAGAUACCGAGCAACCAUUACAAUGAGCUCAUGAAGGCAAUGAAUAAGUCCAACGAGCAUGUGCUGGCAAUGGGAGCGUGCUUCAACGAGCGAGCGGAUUCCCAUCUUGUCUGUGUUCAGAAUGACGAUGGGAACUACCAGACGCAGGCUAUCAGUAUUCAUCACCAGCCUCGCAAAGUGACUGGGGCCUCCUUCUUUGUGUUCAGCGGGGCUUUAAAGGCUUCAUCGGGCUACUUGGCUAAGACCAGCAUUGUGGAAGAUGGCGUGAUGGUGCAGAUUACAGCUGAAAUGAUGGAGGCCUUACGGCAAGCCCUGAGAGAGAUGAAAGAUUUCAGUAUUGCCUGUGGGAAAGCUGAUCAGGAGGAGAACCAGGAGCAUGUCCAUAUCCAGUGGGUUGAUGAUGACCACAACGUCAACAAGGGAGUGAUCAGCUCCGUUGAUGGGAAAUCCAUGGAGUCUGUCACCAGCGUUAAGAUCUUCCAUGGCUCGGAAUAUAAAGCCAAUGGGAAAGUCAUCCGUUGGACAGAGGUGUUCUUCCUGCGGAGCGAGGACCAGACCAAUGGCCUGAGCGAUCCUGCGGACCACAGCCGCCUCGCUGAGAAUGUGGCAAGGGCUUUCUGCGUGGCCCUGUGCCCUCACCUCAAACUUCUCAAAGAGGACGGCAUGGCCAAACUGGGCCUGCGGGUCACGUUGGACUCAGAUCAGGUGGGCUACCUAGCAGGUAGUAACGGUCAGCCGCUGCUCCCCCAGUACCUGAGCGAUCUAGACAGUGCCCUCAUCCCAGUUAUCCACAGUGGGGCCUGCCAGCUAAGUGAAGGGCCUGUGGUGAUGGAGCUCAUCUUCUACAUCCUGGAGAUCAUCUCCUAAAACGAGGGAAUCUGUCCAGUCUCCGACUCAUGCCUCCCACCAGCUCGAGUCCCUCUUCGCUGUCUUUCUCUCUCAUUUGCACUUCAAAGAGCCUGAAAGCUGUGCAGGAACAAGUCCUCCAUACCACCUAUGCACCAUCUCCACUGGGAUCCCCUCUGCCCAGCCCUGCUGAAUGUGGUGCUCUCUUUCGUUUCUCCACACCUCUCAACUCCACUGUGGAAACCAUAGGCCCUGUUGAGUCAAAAGGGGUGGCGACCCUGAAUUC